AUGGGGAGUGUGGAUUUGGGAAUGGCAUAUUCCCGUUCGGAGAUCUCUGGUUUGUUGGCGGAUUCUUCAUGGGAAAAUGCCAACGGAGCAUUUUGGAUGUCCAGGAUGUUCACAGCCUUUUGGUGGCUGCAUGGAAUAGAGAGCUUAGUCCUCAAGUGGCUUGCUUCUGGAAAGCUGGUUAUUCAGUUCAUUAAAGUGGCGUUCCUUGAUAUUGAGCAAAACUUUAAGAAGAUUGGUCGCAUGGCUAAUUCUUGUCAGGAUCUUAUGGUUUUGAGAAAAUUGGGUGUGAAACCGAGAGCUGCUCCUCCCCCGACCUUUAUUAACGUCUACUGGUGGCCUCCGCCUAAUCAGUGGAUUAAGGUCAAUACUGACGGUUCGGCGUUGGGUGCCCCUGGGAAGAUUGCUGCUGGAGGUGUAUUCAGGGAUAAGUUCAGCUGGGUUCGUGGAUGUUUUCAUAUCAAAGGCGGUAUUGGCUUUGCUUUUGAAGCUGAAUUGUUAGCAGUUAUUUCGGCGAUCCAAAUUGCUUUUUAUAAGAAUUGGCGGUAUCUUUGGAUUGAGUCGGAUUCAACUUAUAUUGUGAAUUUGCUUCAUUCUCGUUCUCUCAAUGUUCCUUGGCGUUUUGCAGCACGCUGGAGGGAGGUGUUGGUGCUUCUCUCGGAGUUUAAUCUUCAUAUUACUCAUAUUUUUCGGGAGGGCAACAAAGUUGCUGACAUCUUGGCGGCGGAUAAUGUGCAGGAGGGUUGGUGGCCUAUGGAAAUUGAUGCUAUAUAUCAAGAAAGCUGUUAG
This is a messenger RNA of Salvia miltiorrhiza (redroot sage), 786 nucleotides long. RefSeq lists its product as uncharacterized. The coding region runs from base 1 to 786 and encodes 261 amino acids. The transcript is spliced from 3 exons. NCBI's taxonomy places the organism in Eukaryota, Viridiplantae, Streptophyta, Magnoliopsida, Lamiales, Lamiaceae. The record is from RefSeq and is a predicted model, not a curated record. Gene Ontology annotation, molecular function: nucleic acid binding; RNA-DNA hybrid ribonuclease activity.